CGAUAAUUUUCAUGUUCUAAAGUGGGUUAGUCGGAAUCGGUCGCUUGUUAGAUAACUUUUUUUUAAAUAAUUUAUUCUUACUUACUUUAGAAAACUGAAAAAUAACAAUGAAGUCAUUUGCAACUUCUGUUACUGCUUAUUUUACAGAUCCCAAAUACCCUUCCAUGGGAUUAGCCAUUGUGUAUUUAAGGAUAAUCGGGCUGUGGCAACUCAAAAGAGUUAAUUACAUCGUACCAAUUUGUCUUUACGUCGCAUUCGGCAGCCAGAUCGUUUAUAUAUUUUUCUCUAAUCGCCCCAUUCAUUAUUUCGUGAACAUGUUUCAAACGGGAUUUUUCCACUUGGGCCUUGCUAAGAUAGCACUUUACUAUUAUAAUUAUCCAAAGUGGAUGGAGACUUUCGACUGGCUAUCGGAGAAAGAGCUCGAGCAACAACACGAUGCACAUUUAAAGACGGUGGUUGACAAAUAUACUAAGUAUGGCAACAAUAUCUCAUGGAUUUAUCUCGUUGUGUCCUACAUGACAUGGGUGAUAAAUUACGGGGAAAAUUUGUUGAUGGUCAUUGUACAAAUGGAGACAUUACACGAAAUAGAUCCGACUUACAUAUCGUUUUUUUGGCUCUGGCCCACAGAACCUUUGAGGGGAAGGUGGAAUGUUUACCCGUACAUAAUACUGCAGUUUUUCUAUGCAUUCCUCACAUGCACAUAUUUGCUUGCCUUCAACGUCCUGUGUGUAUCGACAAUGAUAGCCAUGGCCGGACAGAUAGAAGCACUGAGUGAGAUGUUUCGACGAGCGCUGGACACGGAUAGUGAAGAGGAGCAGUAUCGUAAUUUAAUUACCUGUUACAAACGCUACGCCGAUAUACUUUUUACGCAAAAAACUCUGAACAAAAUAAUGUCCUCUAUUCUCUUCAUUUACUUGUUGGUGGCCUCUAUAAAUAUGAGCCUCAUACUUUUCAGUUUGGCAAACCUCAAAAAAUCGUCGAAAAUAACGUCAAUAGAGCUUGUACUCUGCUUAAUUGUGGAAUGUUUUUAUUUCUACUGGCAUGGUCAUCAAGUUAUGCAUCAGAGCCAGUGUGUAAGCGCGGCGGUAUACGACUCUGCCUGGGUGGACAAGAGCCCUAGAGUCCGUCGCCUAGUCUACAUCAUGUCCUCGACGGUCAACAGGACACUAGUUUACAACGCUGGCCCUUUCAACGAUGUCAACGUUACCACUUUUAUCCAGAUUUUGAAGGUGACAAUAAGCUUUUACAGAUUAAUGUGUACCACCACGGUUUCCGGAAGCUCGGGAUCAGGAUCUUAAACAUUAUAGGAUAUUUAUCUACAAAAUGUAAAAUCUAUUAAAAACUGUCAGACGGUAUGGAAAGGUCUGAAAAUGUGACAUGUGAGAAAGAUCUGUGCACCUUAUUUUACCGAUUAGAAUAUAUCAAUCUGAAUCUGAAUAUUGAUCUAAAUUACAUACUUACGUAUAUUAAAUAAUAUGUAGAAGUUACUCAUAAUUUUUAAGGUUGAUUUAUUAAUUAUGGUCUGAUGUUGAAAAUAACAGUCAGUUACACCGAUAAAAGUCAUGGCUUCUUUUGCGUUCUACUACCAUGACAUUAGCAGUCUUACCUCCUUUCCUUACCACAGUCCUUACCUACUAUCCUAACCUAAGCUAAGCUAACG
Messenger RNA from Plutella xylostella (diamondback moth), 1660 nucleotides. RefSeq lists its product as uncharacterized. Gene Ontology annotation, cellular component: plasma membrane. The record is from RefSeq and is a predicted model, not a curated record. Gene Ontology annotation, biological process: detection of chemical stimulus involved in sensory perception of smell; sensory perception of smell. Gene Ontology annotation, molecular function: olfactory receptor activity; odorant binding. NCBI's taxonomy places the organism in Eukaryota, Metazoa, Arthropoda, Insecta, Lepidoptera, Plutellidae.